CAUCCCAAGCCUGUAAAGAAAUGGUGGCUGGGGUUCUAGUGUCCUGGUUUUAUGGCCCGGCCCAUGACUGGGUGGUGCAGCUGAUCCAUACAGGGUCCAGUGCCCUCAAUAACGUCAGUGAAUUUGCUGAACUUUUUCUGCAAGAGUUCAUGCAGCCAGGGCAACUAAAAAGCCUGGAUUUACUGGAGAGGGGAUUCAAUGGGAUGAACAUGGCUGACAUACCUUUCCACCUCUAUUAUGAGUGCGUGGACCAGGUAGCAUCUGCAGCUCCGUUUCAGGUUCCGGCCAACGUGGUGGAGGUAGCACCGACCUGUAUGGCUGAGGGCUACUGGAAAGAGGCUCCGCUGCGGUGUCCUACAUGCAAGAAGCUAGGUCUCCAGGAAGCAUUUUUCUGCUCAAAGAUGCUUCAAGAGCAGCUGGACAAACUGCUACACAAGAAAGCCCCUGCGGAACUACAGCCAGAGCUCAAUGUGGCGACCUCAGAGAUCCAGCUUAAGACCCACGAGGAGGUCUCAGCACCUGAGCUUCAGAAAGAGGACAACGUGGCAACCUCAGAGCUUGAACCUGAGACCCAUGAGGUGGUCUCACCCACCGAGCUCCAGCCAGAGGUCCACGUGGCGACCUCAGAACCCAAGCUUGAACCUGAGAUCCAUGAGGUGGUCUCACCCGCCGAGCUUCACCCUAGAGGACAACGUGGUGACCUCAGAGCUGCAGCUUGAGACCCAUGAGGUGGUCUCACCCACCGAGCUCUAACCAGAGGUCCACGUGAAGACCUCAGCCCAAGAGUUUCAGUCUGAGACCCAUGAGGGGGUCUCAGCUCCAGAGUCCCUGGUCGAAGAGACGGCCAACCCAGGCCCUGCUCUUGCCAAGUUCCUGACCCAGGUGGAAGAGAUGGCCAACCCAAGCUUUACUCAUGCCAAGUUCCUGUCCCAGGUCGAAGAGAUGGCCUCCCAAGACACAUUACUAUCCCCGGUCGAAGGGAUGACCAACCCAAGCUCUGCUCAUGCCAAGUUCCUGACCCAGGUCGAAGAGACUGCCAACCCAAGCUUUGCUCACACCAAGUUCCUGUCCCA
Molecule: messenger RNA, 1073 nt
Organism: Ictalurus furcatus (blue catfish)
Lineage: Eukaryota; Metazoa; Chordata; Actinopteri; Siluriformes; Ictaluridae
Exons: 2
Coding region: 21-719 (232 amino acids)
Source: RefSeq, a predicted model, not a curated record